Trichoplax adhaerens is the source of this 813-nucleotide messenger RNA. RefSeq lists its product as uncharacterized. Lineage: Eukaryota; Metazoa; Placozoa; Uniplacotomia; Trichoplacea; Trichoplacidae. The record is from RefSeq and is a predicted model, not a curated record. Bases 1 to 813 code for a protein of 270 amino acids. The transcript has 2 exons.
AUGGGUGAAUCAGACAAUACCGAUGAAAAAUCGCGAUUAAUCACCGAUGGUAGCGGUCAAAGAAAAGCUGCUCGCAGCAGUAAGACUCAAUUUGUGCGAAGUAAACGCCGAACUUAUUUAUUUGGCGAUCGUGGAGCUACCGAUGCAAGUAUUGGUGGCGAUGAUGAAUCGGAAGCAUCAGAGCUUAGAACAAGGUUUGGUAAAAGUCCUGAUGAUGACGAUAACAUCAAAGUGAUCCAACGCCAGAUACGACCGGAAGAUUCAUUAAGAAGUUUUGCAUUGCAAUACGGUUGUACGGUUGCGGAUUUAAAGAAGAUAAAUAACCUCUAUACCGAUGCAGGAUUUUACGCUUUAAAAACAAUAAAAAUACCUAUUAAAAAAUAUGGCGUUUUAGCUGAAGCAGAAGAGGAAACCCAACUUAAACUUAAUCGUUCCGCAGGAACUGAAGCUGAACCUGGAACUAGUGAGACAGAUGAUAUUGAAGGCGAUUUAGCUAAUCCUGAUGAGAAAGCUGAAAAAUUCUUUAAAGAAAAAGAUAUCGAAGUAGAAAAAUUAAAGGAAGCAACACAGAACACUAUCAAAAAAAUGGAUGACGAUGAUCCUGAAGCACCUUUAAUGUUGGGUAAUACACCCAAGAAAGAAGAUAAAAAGUCACUAGGCGCAGAUUGUGGAUUAAGUUGGGUUGGGGUUUUGGUCGUUGUUGUUAUAAUUGGCAUCGUUGCCCCUGUACUUUACUAUCUGUACUACACAUACUUUAAUAAUUCCAAUCAAAAUGAACCCGUAGAAUCUCCAACUCCAUCAUCUCCGUAUUGA